CCAGGCCCGCGGCUGCCCCGGUGUCCUCGCGCCGCUCGUCCGCGCGCAACCUGGCAGUUUGCCUCUUCCUCGUCCUCCAGCCUGCGUUCAUGGCCACCGCGGCGGCCGAGGAGCCCUUCCCCUUCCACGGCCUCCUGCCCAAGAAAGAGACCGGGGCCGCCUCCUUCCUCUGUCGCUACCCGGAGUAUGACGGGCGGGGGGUGCUCAUCGCCGUCCUGGACACGGGGGUCGACCCCGGGGCUCCGGGCAUGCAGGUUACAACUGAUGGAAAACCAAAAAUCAUUGAUAUCAUUGAUACCACAGGAAGUGGUGAUGUGAAUACUGCUACAGUGGUGGAGCCCAAAGAUGGCGAGGUUGUCGGUCUUUCAGGAAGAGCACUCAAGAUUCCUGUGAGCUGGACAAAUCCCUCAGGCAAAUAUCAUAUUGGCAUCAAAAAUGGCUAUGAUUUCUAUCCAAAGGCACUCAAAGAAAGGAUACAGAAAGAACGGAAGGAAAAAAUCUGGGAUCCUGUUCACAGGGUGGCCCUUGCAGAAGCCUGUAGAAAACAAGAAGAAUUUGAUGUUGCCAACAAUUGCCCUUCUCAAGCAAAUAAACUAAUCAAGGAGGAACUUCAAAGUCAAGUAGAAUUGCUAAAUUCUUUUGAGAAAAAAUACAGUGAUCCUGGCCCUGUGUAUGACUGCUUGGUGUGGCAUGACGGUGAAGCCUGGAGAGCCUGCAUUGAUUCGAAUGAAGAUGGGGAUUUGAGUAAAUCUACCGUAUUGCGAAACUACAAAGAGGCCCAAGAAUAUGGUUCCUUUGGCACAGCUGAGAUGUUAAAUUACUCUGUUAAUAUAUAUGAUGAUGGAAACCUGCUCUCCAUUGUGACCAGUGGAGGAGCUCAUGGAACACACGUAGCUAGUAUAGCCGCUGGGCAUUUUCCAGAAGAACCUGAACGGAAUGGUGUAGCUCCCGGUGCUCAGAUUCUUUCCAUCAAGAUCGGUGAUACCCGACUGAGCACGAUGGAAACAGGCACGGGCCUCAUACGCGCCAUGAUAGAAGUCAUAAAUCAUAAGUGUGAUCUUGUCAACUACAGCUAUGGAGAAGCAACUCACUGGCCAAAUUCUGGGAGAAUUUGUGAAGUAAUCAGUGAAGCAGUGUGGAAGCAUAACAUCAUUUACGUUUCAAGCGCUGGGAAUAACGGUCCAUGUCUUUCUACGGUCGGCUGUCCGGGUGGAACGACAUCCAGUGUCAUAGGUGUUGGUGCAUAUGUUUCUCCCGAUAUGAUGGUUGCUGAGUAUUCUCUGAGAGAGAAAUUACCAGCAAAUCAGUACACAUGGUCUUCAAGAGGCCCCAGUGCUGAUGGGGCCCUCGGAGUAAGUGUCAGCGCGCCCGGAGGAGCCAUUGCUUCUGUUCCCAACUGGACGUUGAGAGGAACUCAGCUAAUGAACGGGACAUCCAUGUCUUCUCCCAAUGCGUGUGGGGGCAUCGCCCUGAUACUUUCGGGUCUGAAAGCUAAUAACGUUAACUACACGGUUCAUUCAGUCAGAAGAGCUCUAGAAAAUACUGCAGUAAAGGCUGACAAUAUAGAAGUAUUUGCCCAAGGACAUGGUAUUAUUCAGGUUGAUAAAGCCUAUGACUACCUCGUUCAGAAUACAUCAUUUGCUAAUAAAUUAGGUUUCACUGUUACUGUUGGAAAUAACCGCGGCAUCUACCUCCGAGACCCUGUUCAGGUGGCUGCACCUUCAGAUCAUGGCGUUGGCGUUGAACCUGUGUUUCCGGAAAAUACCGAAAACGCUGAAAAAAUAUCCCUUCAGCUUCAUUUAGCUUUAACUUCAAAUUCAUCUUGGGUUCAGUGUCCCAGCCAUUUGGAACUCAUGAAUCAAUGUAGACACAUAAACAUACGUGUGGAUCCCAGGGGCUUAAGAGAAGGAUUACAUUAUACAGAGGUAUGUGGCUAUGAUAUAGCAUCCCCUAAUGCAGGUCCUCUGUUCAGAGUUCCAAUCACUGCAGUUAUAGCAACCAAAGUAAACGAAUCGUCACAUUAUGAUCUAGCCUUGACAGAUGUACAUUUUAAACCUGGUCAGAUUCGAAGGCAUUUUAUUGAGGUUCCUGAGGGUGCAACAUGGGCUGAAGUUACUGUGUGUUCGUGUUCUUCUGAGGUGUCAGCCAAGUUUGUUCUUCAUGCGGUGCAGCUUGUGAAGCAAAGAGCGUAUCGAAGUCAUGAAUUCUAUAAGUUUUGUUCCCUUCCAGAAAAAGGAACACUGACUGAAGCUUUUCCUGUCUUAGGUGGGAAAGCAAUUGAGUUUUGCAUUGCUCGUUGGUGGGCAAGUCUUAGUGAUGUCAAUAUUGAUUAUACCAUUUCUUUCCAUGGAAUAGUGUGUACUGCUCCUCAGUUAAACAUUCAUGCGUCGGAAGGAAUCAAUCGUUUUGAUGUUCAGUCCUCCUUGAAGUAUGAAGAUCUGGCUCCCUGCAUAACUUUGAAGAGCUGGGUCCAGACCCUCCGCCCACUGAGUGCAAAAACAAAACCUUUAGGAUCACGAGAUGUUUUGCCAAAUAAUCGUCAGCUUUAUGAGAUGAUCCUGACUUAUAACUUUCAUCAGCCCAAGAGUGGGGAAGUAACUCCAAGCUGCCCACUACUUUGUGAACUAUUAUAUGAAUCAGAAUUUGACAGCCAACUGUGGAUUAUAUUUGACCAGAACAAAAGACAAAUGGGUUCAGGAGAUGCCUAUCCACAUCAGUAUUCUUUGAAACUGGAGAAAGGAGAUUAUACAAUUCGACUACAGAUUCGUCAUGAGCAGAUCAGCGAUUUGGAACGUCUUAAAGAUCUCCCAUUCAUUGUUUCUCAUAGGUUGUCUAAUACCUUGAGCUUAGAUAUUCAUGAAAAUCAUAGCCUUGCACUUCUAGGAAAGAAGAAAUCAAGUAAUUUGACAUUACCACCCAAAUAUAACCAACCAUUCUUUGUUACCUCCCUACCUGAUGACAAAAUACCUAAAGGGGCAGGACCUGGAUGCUACCUUGCAGGAUCCUUAACAUUAUCAAAGACUGAACUUGGGAAGAAAGCUGGGCAGUCUGCAGCAAAACGACAAGGAAAAUUUAAAAAGACACUUUUCGCCCCAGCACCUAGGAAAGUGAACUCAAGAGGAGGGAAGAAGGAUGGGUAGCAGGGUCCUGAGGAGCUUGCCCAAGCAGAACCCUGCUUCUUUUGCCCCAUCCCACACUGCACAUGCGACCUUGGCUUGCAGGCGCUGGCUCCUGGCCUCAGACAGAGCAUGGCACUGACAUGGCUGAAAGCGGAUUUGUGUGGUUAUGUCACAUGAGUGGUUUUAUGUGUGUUAAAGGAGUCAUACUGAAGUAGUAGGUACUGUUUUAUGUUGGAAUGCUGUUAGAACUACUGCAACAGUAGUUCCUUAUAUUUACUAUUAUAAUUUUACCCCAAAAUAAAAUUUAGUUGUGAAAAUUGUUAACAUGUGCAUAAGUAUGCUGUAUUUACACCUAAAAAUCCUAUUUAGGGGAAGGUGGGGGCUUACAAUACUAUUUUUUUGUCUCAACCUGUGUAAAGUUUUUUUUCUGAAAUUACUGAGAUUAGGAGAGUAAAAGUCUUGGUACGUAUUUUUUUCCCCGAUUUUAGAAAUUUUGUUGAUUAAAACAAAAAAGGUUUUAAUUUAGCAUUUUUAAUGUAAACUUAAAGCUAGAAUUGGUGAAAUUGACUUCGCGAUUUAAUUAAGGAUACCUGGUUAUUGUGCCAGAACCAGAUCUAGCGAGUCUGAACAGGAUUUCAUUUCCCAGAUACUGCGUUAGUUUUUGCAAGUGGAGACUUAUGUGCUUUAACAGAAUAGAUGGAAAUAGAUGUAAUUAGAUGUAAUUACACAUUUCUCUGCUCUUUUCAAAGCAGAACUUCUCAAAGGAACUAUCUAAGCUUCUUUACUUCCUGUUCUCUCUGCAUCUCUUUCUCGGUCAGCCCUCACCCCCGCUCUGCACAGAGACCGCGUCUCUUGUCGUGGGGACCAGCCACGGCUGCCCGGUUCUGUGGCCGCGCCCUCCUCUCCCUGGCACCACCUCCACGACUGCCACUGGUUGACCUCUCCUCUUUCUUUCCAUUGGCUCCUCCGCGGAGCCCGUCUGGCGUCUGUCUCCUUCACUGCUGGGCAUCUUUGAGACCGCAGAAUGCCUUGGAUCAAGGCCUGGGCUUCCUCUUCCCCUCCCCCAGUCCUGCCCAGUUUUAUUUAGCCCCUCAUUUUAAACACCAUCAGUAAGUACUGUCGGUUCUGCCGUCACAAUUUCUAAAUCCGUCCACUUCCUCCUCUUGUACAGCCUGUUCUUCAGAUCUAAAGAUCAGAGCAGUGCUGGGAGUCUGGGCUCGCUUCCUAACUUGUCUUCUUCCUUCUCGACUUCUGCCCUCUAUCGUCCAUUCUCCAAAUAGUAGGAAGAACAUGUUUCAUGAAGUUAUGAAACAAAAAGCAGAAAUCUUGAAUCGUGUUCACUGCCUUGCCUACAACUCUCCUGGUAGGCUUCCAGUUGCAUUUAGAAUAAAAUCUGUAUUUUGGUACUACCUUCUAUCAGCCCCAGUCCCUGUGGUUGCUGCCCACGUGUCCACUGUCUCCAGCUGCGCUUGCCCUGUACACAAGUUCCGGGCUUUGCAUGUGCCCGUCUUCUGUCUUCAGACACUUCUUCUUCACCUCAGUUUGGUUAAUUAGGUCCACAGAGGUUCGUUCACUUAGAUGGGAUAUUCCCUGUUCAGAGUGGCUUCCCAGCACCAUUUGCCCGCAUUGUUCCCCACCUCACCGGGCAGCCGCUCUCUGUCCCUGCGUUCUGUUUCAUUUUUUCCAUAUCAUGUGGUGUCUUCUGAAACGAUUCACUGCCUAUAUGUUGUCUGUCUUCCCCCACUAGGAUAUGUUCCCGGGGGGCAAGAGAGGGCCUUGUCUGCUUUGCCCUUCACCUCUUAGAGCAUUACCUAGCACGUCACAGGGCCUCAGUAAGUCCUCUUGAUGGAAUGAAGAGAUUUCUCUUUAAAUUUAUGUAGAAAAGAGGAUCUUUUUAAAAAUUGUAAGUUAUUUCCUUCCCUUUUCAAGUAGAAGAUAUGAAAGCUCAGUAGACUUUGGUAAUUAGCAUUUUCCGUAAUCCAGUCUGUCAAGUUAAACUAAGAAUACCAAAUACCCUCAAAUGGAGGAAAGUUUGUUCUUACCUCCUCUAUUUUAACUUUUUUAAGAUUUUAUUUUUAAGUAAUCUCUACACCCAAUGUGGGGCUUGAACUCACAACCCAAGAUUAAGAGUCGCAUGCUCCACCGACUGAGCCAGCCAGGCACCCCUUGCAUCUUUAUUUUAAAGGAGAUUCAGAAGCAUCAGUAAUUUAAAGUUUGGGAGAAGAUUCCUUUGAUCACAGAUUGGGAUUUUUUUAUGUUUUGUGGCCCUUAGGAUCUGGAAUAUGUUGUAGUACAACUCAGGGCAGCCCGUGUUCUGAGAUACUCAGGUACUGAAGAUGAUUUUGAAAUACGUAAAAUUAAGCCUGUUAAUCUGAGACUCUCUCCAC
Molecule: messenger RNA, 5506 nt
Organism: Mirounga angustirostris (Northern elephant seal)
Lineage: Eukaryota; Metazoa; Chordata; Mammalia; Carnivora; Phocidae
Gene: TPP2
Product: tripeptidyl peptidase 2
Exons: 25
Coding region: 90-3140 (1016 amino acids)
Biological process (GO): proteolysis
Cellular component (GO): cytosol
Molecular function (GO): serine-type endopeptidase activity; tripeptidyl-peptidase activity
Source: RefSeq, a predicted model, not a curated record